UUUCGGAGUCCGGUGUUUAGCCGAGUCAUUUUUGGCGUCGCACACUCGGCUUCCACACGCCAUUGAGGCCAAUAGUUACUUUCACGCUCCUCACUAAUAAUACCGGAAUAGACUGGCUGAUUUACGGAAUCUGGCUAUUCCAUUAAAACAGUAAAUUAUAUCCAAAAUGGCUACGGACUCUUGGGCACAGGCGGUAGACGAGCAAGAGGCUGCGGCAGAAUCGAUCGGGAAUCUUCAAAUAAAGGACAAAUCUGGAGAAAAUGGCGUGCUUGCAGGAGCAGGUGAAUCAAGCAACAAAGCUCCCAAACCUGUUGCUGAAGGAGAAAACAAGAACGCAGAAGAGGACGAUAGUGAUGAUAAAGCGGCGCAGUCGUUGCUAAACAAACUCAUCCGGAAUAAUCUUGUCAAUACAACAAAUCAAGUGGAAGUUCUUCAGAAAGAUCCUAAUUCUCCGCUGUACUCUGUAAAGUCUUUUGAAGAAUUGCAUCUUAAACCUCAGCUGCUCCAAGGAGUUUAUGCAAUGGGAUUUAACAGACCAUCCAAAAUCCAGGAAACAGCUUUACCCAUGAUGCUGGCAGAACCUCCACAGAAUCUGAUUGCUCAGUCUCAGUCGGGGACGGGGAAGACGGCCGCUUUUGUCCUGGCCAUGCUCAGCCAUGUUGACCCCAAUAAUACAUUUCCUCAGUGUCUGUGUGUGUCGCCCACUUAUGAGCUGGCGCUGCAGACUGGCAAAGUGAUCGAGCAGAUGGGCAAAUAUUACCCUGAAGUCAAACUGGUUUAUGCCAUUAGAGGAAAUAAAUUGCAGCGAGGUAUGAAACUACAGGAACAGAUCGUCAUCGGCACUCCCGGUACCAUGCUGGACUGGUGCAGCAAGUUCAAGUUUAUAGAUCCAAAGAAGAUCAAAGUGUUUGUUCUGGACGAAGCCGACGUCAUGAUCGCCACGCAGGGUCACCAGGACCAGAGUAUACGAAUCCAGAGGAUGCUGCCUAAAAACUGCCAGAUGUUGCUGUUUUCUGCUACGUUCGAGGAGUCGGUCUGGAACUUUGCUCAGCGCAUCGUUCCUGAGCCCAACAUCAUCAAACUGAAGAGGGAGGAGGAGACUCUGGACACCAUCAAACAGUAUUAUGUGCUGUGUAACAGCAAGGAGGAGAAGUUUCAAGCUCUCUGUAACAUCUACGGAGCCAUCACCAUCGCUCAGGCCAUGAUCUUCUGUCAUACGAGGAAGACCGCAGGUUGGCUGGCUGGAGAGCUGUCCAGAGAAGGCCACCAGGUGGCGUUGCUCAGUGGAGAAAUGCAGGUGGAGCAGAGGGCUGCCGUCAUUGAACGCUUCAGAGACGGAAAGGAGAAAGUCCUGGUGACGACGAAUGUUUGUGCUCGAGGCAUCGACGUCGAACAGGUUUCGGUGGUAAUCAAUUUUGAUUUGCCGGUGGACAAAGACGGUAACCCCGACAACGAGACUUACCUGCACAGGAUUGGGCGCACGGGUCGAUUUGGGAAGAGAGGCCUGGCCAUCAACAUGGUGGACAGCCGGAUGAGCAUGAACAUCCUCAACAGGAUCCAGGAGCAUUUCAAUAAGAAGAUUGAAAGAUUAGACACCGACGAUUUGGAUGAAAUUGAGAAAAUUGCCAGCUAAAGGAGAGCCACCCCACCCCCCCCCAUCCUGGUGUCUCUCUGAGGACUUUUUGCUUCUAAAGUGUUUUAUGCUUUUAUUUUGUUGAUUUUUAGCGAUUGGAGAAAGGAGCAAAACCACACUGGCAGUAAACGUUUACACGUGGAUGCGUCUCCUCUGACAGAUGUUGCUUUUUUUAAAUUUUCUGGAAUGUUGCCCCCAUUUCACUCUUUGAAUAAAAUAUUUGAGUUUAUUGUUGUGUUAAAGCAGGCAGACUCCAAAAACCCUCCUAAAGAGUUUUUUUAAGGCCGCUCUGGUCGCUUCAUCUUAAAUCUGCAUAGGAAAUAUGCAUUUUAUGUGCCACCAAAUUCUUUAGUUUACAAAAACGAUUGAAUGUAACUGAAUCACGGGGACUGUUUCAUGCUUUUACUGUGCUCUGUUACAAGUCCCAGACGGCAGUACAAAGGGGGAGUUGAUGGUUUAAGGGUCUAUGCAAACUUAAAACUUGUAAUCAAUGUGACUCAAAUUAAUGCU
Messenger RNA from Oryzias melastigma (Indian medaka), 2143 nucleotides. RefSeq names its product DEAD/H (Asp-Glu-Ala-Asp/His) box polypeptide 19 (DBP5 homolog, yeast) (gene ddx19). The coding region runs from base 167 to 1633 and encodes 488 amino acids. Gene Ontology annotation, biological process: poly(A)+ mRNA export from nucleus. The transcript has 12 exons. Gene Ontology annotation, cellular component: cytoplasmic stress granule; nucleus. The record is from RefSeq and is a predicted model, not a curated record. Gene Ontology annotation, molecular function: RNA helicase activity; ATP binding; RNA binding. Lineage: Eukaryota; Metazoa; Chordata; Actinopteri; Beloniformes; Adrianichthyidae.